Molecule: messenger RNA, 870 nt
Organism: Cooperia oncophora
Lineage: Eukaryota; Metazoa; Nematoda; Chromadorea; Rhabditida; Trichostrongylidae
Source: the annotation of a GenBank genome assembly
AUGCGACAGGGCGAUAUCUUUCGUUCCAGCGUGAUCAAAGAAUCCCGCGAUGCUUAUAUUCGACGACUCAACGGUAUAUAUGAGAACAAUCUCAAUGGAUCAAAGGUGGACCUCAUCCGUGGGUAUGGAACCUUCACUGAUGACGGAAGUAUAGAAGUGAAUGGAGAAAAGUACAGAGGAAAAUACACUCUCAUUGCCGUUGGAGGCUAUCCAACCAUACCGGAUCUUCCCGGUGCUGAACUUGGAACGGAUAGUGAUGGCUUUUUCGAGCUCAAUAAACUGCCGAAGAAAACGGUGGUAGUAGGAGCUGGCUACAUAGCUGUCGAGCUUGCAGGAGUUCUGGGUAAUUUAGGAUCAGAUACUCAUCUUCUCAUACGAUACGAUAAGGUAUUACGUACUUUCGACGAAACGCUCAGUACCUCAUUGACUGAGGCCAUGGACAAAGGCCCUGUAAAUAUUCAUAAAAAUACUCAGGUUAAAAGCGUUGAAAAGCGCUCUGACGGACUUCUGACAAUCAAAACGAAUACUGGAAUUAUUGAUGAAGUAGAGACAUUGAUAUGGGCUGUUGGAAGAACACCGUCUACAGAAAAGUUGAACCUCGAUAAGGUUGGCGUGAAAACUGACGCAAAAGGUCAUGUUAUUGUCGAUAAAUUCCAAACUACCUCUAAUCCUUCAAUAUUAUGCGUUGGUGAUGCCGCCGGAAAAUACCUCCUUACUCCAGUCGCCGAUACAGCUGCCUCGUCGGCCGCUUUCAAUCGCCUUUUCAAUCAACGAGUCUUCGAACUACCCCCAUAUGAGAAUAUCGCUACCGUAGUCUUCAGUCAUCCUUUAAGUUGGCACUGUUGGUCUGACAGAAGCCGAAGCUAUUGA